Messenger RNA from Sciurus carolinensis (gray squirrel), 1607 nucleotides. Its product is annotated as cyclin-C-like. Gene Ontology annotation, cellular component: mediator complex; nucleus. Gene Ontology annotation, molecular function: cyclin-dependent protein serine/threonine kinase regulator activity. Lineage: Eukaryota; Metazoa; Chordata; Mammalia; Rodentia; Sciuridae. Bases 89 to 940 code for a protein of 283 amino acids. The transcript has a single exon. The record is from RefSeq and is a predicted model, not a curated record. Gene Ontology annotation, biological process: positive regulation of transcription by RNA polymerase II.
AGCGCGGUUAUCCAACGGGCUGGGUCUAUGGUCGCUCCGCGAGCCGCUCCGCCGGCUGGUGCUUUUUUAUCAGGGCAAACUGUGUUCCAUGGCAGGGAACUUUUGGCAGAGCUCCCACUAUUUGCAAUGGAUUUUGGAUAAACAAGAUCUGUUGAAGGAGCGCCAAAAGGACUUAAAGUUUCUCUCAGAAGAAGAAUAUUGGAAAUUACAAAUAUUUUUUACAAAUGUUAUCCAAGCAUUAGGUGAACAUCUUAAAUUAAGACAGCAAGUUAUUGCCACUGCUACAGUCUAUUUCAAGAGAUUCUAUGCCAGGUAUUCUCUGAAGAGUAUAGAUCCCGUAUUAAUGGCUCCUACAUGUGUCUUUUUGGCAUCCAAAGUAGAGGAAUUUGGAGUAGUCUCAAAUACAAGAUUGAUUGCUGCUGCUACUUCUGUAUUAAAAACUAGAUUAUCAUAUGCCUUUCCAAAGGAAUUUCCUUAUAGGAUGAAUCAUAUAUUAGAAUGUGAAUUCUAUCUUUUAGAACUAAUGGAUUGUUGCUUGAUAGUGUAUCAUCCUUAUAGACCUUUGCUCCAGUAUGUGCAGGACAUGGGCCAAGAAGACAUGUUGCUUCCCCUUGCAUGGAGGAUAGUGAAUGAUACCUACAGAACGGAUCUUUGUCUACUGUAUCCUCCUUUCAUGAUAGCUUUAGCUUGCCUACAUUUUGCCUGUGUUGUGCAGCAGAAAGACGCCAGACAGUGGUUUGCUGAGCUUUCUGUGGAUAUGGAAAAGAUUUUGGAAAUAAUCAGGGUUAUUUUAAAACUAUAUGAGCAGUGGAAGAAUUUUGAUGAGAGAAAAGAGAUGGCAACUAUUCUUAGUAAGAUGCCGAAACCAAAACCACCUCCAAACAGUGAAGGAGAACAGGGUCCAAAUGGAAGUCAGAACUCUAGCUACAGCCAAUCUUAAAACAUUCCGAAGAAUUCCGUAGUGGAUCACUUGAAAAUAGACCAUUGGACAGAUUUCAGUAAUGUCUUCAGUGGAACACAAAUGAAAAUGAAUAGCUUGUUUCUGUCAAGCAUAUUGGGAAGUGAUUUUAUUUUUGCAAAAUAAGUUUUUCUUUACCUGAUUUGAUUCUAGUACAUAAUUGAUAAAAAUAUCUUAAUUAUAAAAGUUUGGAAAGGUUCUAUGGGACCUACAGACAGACAUACAUAGACAUUUCAUGAUUAAUAGCUUUUGAUUAGUAUAUUAUUUGUUAAUUUGAAUGAAAGAAAUUGUAGCUUUUUAUUAAGCCAGGAAACAUGAAACAUAAUUUGUUUAAAAAAAUUCUUUGGUCAUUGAGGGACCAAAAAAAGGACAUAAAGUCAAUAUAUGAGGGGUUUUUCCCCUUCUGGAAGUUAAACUUUAAAACUGUAUUUAAGGAAUCAAAUCUUACAAAAUCCUGGAAGAUUUUGAUAAUGAUGUUGAUAAUUUCAGGGAAAUUAAUCAAGUACCUAUUGAUUUUAAUAUGUAUUUUAUUCAGUAGUUUUGGUGUCUUGCCAUGGAAGAUACUAGCCCGGCCUAGCAGAAAAGUGCAAUAUGUAUAGGAUACUUUGAAAUUUUAAAAGUUAUAUUAAUUCCAUAACCAUUUUGAAAU